UGUCAACGUCAUUUUUCCUGUAUGAGGAGUGCUAACAUCGGCGAGAGCAUCGGUGUGGCUCUGUGGUGCUUGCAAAUAAGUGUAUUAUUUCCCAAAAAAUUUCCUUUCUUCUUCGCUGCUAGCUGCGUACGCGUGUCGUCAUCGUCUUUUCCACCUUUCGGCAGCAGUUCAUAUUCGGUCAAGCACCAACCGCUCGUCUGUGAUCAUCGCUAAUAGCCAAAGCUUUUGUACUACCAGCUCACCUGAUUGUACUUGCAGGCUAGACAGCAGCCACGGGUGAAAAUACGGCUCGGGUGUGAAAAUCAAGCAGUAUUUCGCAUAAACAAAAGCAUCCAACGUUUCGUCGUACGGUUUUUGAGUGGGUGGAAGUUUUCGUAGUGUCCGGUUCGGUUCGGUGAAGGAACCUGAAAAUGUGUUCUAUGAGUCGUGCAAAAUUAGUGAUAUUCAGUUAUCUCAUGGUGGUGUAUCUUUUCUACAAUCCUACCGACAGCGGUGCUGUUCAGCUCAACAGUGAAAAUCUAGAUAUGACUUUAGCUUCUAAUGAACUAGUAUUUAUCAAUUUCUACGCGGAAUGGUGUAGGUUCAGCAACAUUCUGCAGCCGAUAUUCGAUGAAGCGGCUGAUAAGGUCCGGGAAGCAUUCCCCGAUGGCGGCCGGGUGGUCAUGGGCAAAGUCGACUGCGACAAAGAAUCCUCAGUGGCAAGCCGGUUCCACAUCUCCAAGUACCCCACGCUGAAGGUGAUUCGGAAUGGGCAACCCACGAAGCGAGAGUUCCGAGGAGCUCGCACUGUGGAUGCCUUUGUUGAGUUCAUCAAGAAGCAGCUGGAGGAUCCGAUCAAGGAGUUCCACAAUCUGAAGGAUCUGGAAGUUCUGGACAGCAAAAAGCGAAUCGUGGUCGGUUACUUCGACCGACGCGAUAUGCCCGAGUACAAUAUGUUCCGACGGGUGGCAACCAAUCUGAAGGAGGAUUGCGUGUUUAAUGCCGGAUUCGGAGAUACCGUGGCGGCCAUGCAUCCCCCAGGACAACCCAUCAUUGUUUUCCGACCGGACGUGGCCGUUACGGACGGUAACGAUGAGGUGUUCAAAGGAAACAUAAACAAUUUUGACGAGCUGAACAUUUGGGCUCAGGAAAAAUGUGUUCCUCUGGUGCGGGAAAUUACCUUUGAAAAUGCCGAAGAACUGACCGAGGAGGGCCUGCCGUUCUUGAUUCUGUUCCACGCUCCGGACGACACCCAAUCAAUCAAGGACUAUAAGGCAAUCAUCGAAGGUCAACUGCUUUCCGAAAAACAGAACAUCAACUUCUUGACGGCUGACGGAAAGCGGUUCGCCCAUCCGCUGCAUCAUCUUGGCAAAAGCCAAUCGGACCUACCGCUGAUUGCGAUCGAUUCCUUCCGGCAUAUGUAUCUGUUUCCCAGUUUCAAGGACAUGUUCGUUCCGGGCAAACUGAAGCAAUUCUUGAAUGAUCUCUACAGCGGAAAGCUGCAUCGUGAAUUCCACUACGGUCCGGAGCUGACCGACGACAACACCAUCGAGGUGGCGACAAAUCAGGACGUCAAAAAGGGUACCACGCCACCGGAAUCCACCUUCAAACACCUGGGACCGUCGGACAAGCGGUACACGCUGCUGAAGGACGAACUGUGAGCUGCGUGCAUCCACCGUGUGGAAACCAGCACGCUAGUGUACUUUAACCAUUCAAUUCCCAAGUAUCCGAGAAAAACAAACAAGCAAAACCGGUGAGCUCGCACGAUUUACUUUCUCCGUUUCGUCCGUUUCCGAUACUAGCCCACUAUGAGUUUUUAGAUUUUAGAAUACAGUGAGAACAGUUUAUUCUUAGUCCAACCUCCCAGUCGUUUCUAUAUCUAGACUUAUAUCUUAAUGCAUGUUUGUUCAAGUAAACCCCACAAACUCCACAGUGGUGCAGGUUGAUUCGAGCUUUACCGUGAUCUACCGACGCUUCAGUUUUCUGAAGAAGCGUGAAGAGGUGGAAACCAUCCUGCAAACAAUAGGCUAAUUUAGUACAAGGAUAAUUUUGCGCAGUUAGGUUGCUUUAGAUGUGAAGACCGUGGUUUAAUCUAUAGAAUGAAUCUAGUGAAUGAAUGGAAUGGCUUGAGUGAACAAAAAUUUUUUUUAAUCUACUGAGUUUUAACUACAAGCAGACAAUCUCAAAAAAUCCCAAUCAAUCCGAUAAGUCAAGUAAAAUGGAAAACCCUCCAACUUGAGACGAAUGCUUAUAGGACACUCAGUUUUUAUGUUUCGUGAUGAUUCGAGAACAAACCUUGGUUGAACAAAUAUCGAUUCGACUACUGUAACGUUCAAGUGAUGUGGUUUCGAUAAUCCAAUGCGCGGUAGGUGGCUCAGUGACAUAGGUUGAGCAGAGGCUGGCAACUGUACGCGAUUAGAAACGACUGUUUUGUUAAAUAAUUCGUACUUCACGGAUGGCAAAAUAAUAAAAAUCAAACUAAA
Messenger RNA from Malaya genurostris, 2462 nucleotides. It is a transcript of the gene ERp44, whose product is annotated as endoplasmic reticulum resident protein 44. The record is from RefSeq and is a predicted model, not a curated record. Bases 411 to 1640 code for a protein of 409 amino acids. The transcript is spliced from 7 exons. Lineage: Eukaryota; Metazoa; Arthropoda; Insecta; Diptera; Culicidae.